AUGAACUGUAGUCAGACAAAUAUAGCUCAAGAAAAAAUUUGCAAAAAAAUACUUGAGCAAGACAAUUACUAUGCAAUUUUAGGAGUAAAGCCUGCCUGCCCCAAAGAAGAGAUCAAAAAGGCUUACAAAAAACUUGCAUUGCAAUUGCAUCCUGAUAAAAAUCAAUCCCCAAAAGCUGAUGAAGCUUUUAAACUGCUAAAUACCCUUUGUUUAUUAAAAACCCCACUAACAAAAAUUUGUUAUUAAAAAAUAUUUCGAUACAUAUGUGAUAAUAAUUAUUAUAAUGAAAUCUCUAGCUAAUUCUGUUUAAUAUUAAACAGCUUGCAUCUUAAAACAUAAAUUCGCAAAUUAAAUUAAUUUUUAAUUCUCAAUUUUGGCUAAAAUGGAUUUUUUUAUGUUUGAAAAAAAAUAUUAAUAAUUUAUCUUUAUGAAAAAACAAAAACUUUUUUUUGCUCACUAGCAGGAUUAAGUAAAGCAUUUUCAUGCUUAAGUGACGAGGAAAAACGCAAAAAUUAUAACCUUACUGGCGUUGACAGCCAUAAAGACAUCAAUAGCUCUCCAGAAGAAUCUUCCGAUUUUGAUGAAUAUUUUCAAGAUAUUUUCUCUGAUUACUUUUCAAAGGAAAAAACAUAUAAUUUCCAAAGACGAACACAGAAACGAAUUAAUUGAAAGCCUAUAAUCCAGAUUCUCCCAAUUAUAAUUUUAGUUAUAUUUUCUUUAUUUUCAGCAGUUUCACCUAAAUCUCCUCAAAUGUUUUCAUUGAUUCCUUCACAAAAGUUUAGAGUUUCCGCAAUAACAAGCAAAAAUCAUAUUAAUUAUUGAAUAGACCCUGAUAUAGCGUCUGAAUCGCUAUAGUUUGCCUUGGCGAGGAUUCUCCACAGUGACUUGGAGCUCUGAGGAGCCUCUUACAGGCGACAAGUCAACUCCAAAUUGGCAAGAGUGCGCCCUUUUGCAAGGAUUUGCCAACUUGAAGUUGGCUUGUCACCUUUAGGUGGCUUGUCAGAGCUCCAAGUUGCUGCGGAGAACCCUCGCCAAGGCAAACUAUAGCGAUUCAGACGCUAUACUUUUAAAGAAAUAGCAUUGCAGCAACGGUAUAAUAUUGAAAAACUUGUGGAAUUAAAUUAUAUGGAAAACUUGAAGCAAGAAUGUGAAGCUCAGCAGUCUUCCAAAAUAUAUUUUUCUCAGAAUACCAACAAAGGUAAUAAUAAUCGUUAUUUAAAUAACGGAAAUUUAAAUUCCUGCAAGAAAUAUUACGAAAUGGCAAGAUAG
This is a messenger RNA of Blepharisma stoltei, 1269 nucleotides long. The record is from the annotation of a GenBank genome assembly. Lineage: Eukaryota; Ciliophora; Heterotrichea; Heterotrichida; Blepharismidae.